AUGGCCGACUUUGGCCCACGUGCUCCUCAUGGGCCUGACAUGACAGGAACCCAUGAUCCUUUGCAGGAUAUGGACAUGCACGAGAAGGGUGCUUUUGAUGCUCUCAUUCGUCCUGACGACAGUUAUACCCCGGAAGGCGUCUACUGGGCGGAUCUGCCUUUGAUGAAGAAGCUGAAGUUUGUUGGCUCCUACGAUGCCAAAGAGGCGAAGCGCGAACUCAGUAGCAUCUGGGAGAUGACCAAGAAGGAUCCCAUGUCUCCGGUGUCUUACUACUUCCGGAACAUGGUGCUUCCUGGUGCUGGUCUGGGUCUGGAAGGUUACGUGCUCUUUUCCAUCGGAAACGUCAAGCCACUUUUCCAAGCCGCCUUCAAAUCGUGUUGGGGGACACACCAGAUUUGUAAUGCUCAAUGGAUCAACGCCGUCGAUUAUCUCGAAAUUGUAGGUAUCAUUGUUGGUCAGAUUUUGGUGGGAAUUCUCGGUGACUGGAUUGGUCGUCGUUGGGGUCUCAUUCAAGAUGCCACUAUUAUGUUUCUCGGUUUGGUUAUGUUGGUGGCUGCUUGGGGUGUUAACCAGAACGGCUGGGUCAUCUGCUAUGCCUGGUCUCUGUUUAUCUAUGGUAUCGGUGUUGGAGGAGAAUACCCCAUGACUGCGACUAGCGGUAUGGAGAAUGCCAUUGGCUCCGGAAAGGUUUCCACCAAGGAGGACCGUCUCCACCGUGGUCGUAAGGUUACCAGCGCCUUCUUGAUGCAGGGCUGGGGUCAGUUCUUCAACCAGGUUAUCCUCAUUAUUCUGCUGCUGUGCUUCCACCAUGGAAGUGGUAACCCACCUUAUUCGAGUGUCGCGGCUCAGUGGACCUACCGUAUCUCUUUCGCGAUCCCCGCCGUGGGCACUUUGUGGCUCGUCUACUACCGUGCCUACCACAUGAAGGCCGCUAGCAAGCAGUUGGCCGCCGCGAAGAAGAAGGCUUCGGUCACUGGUUACGAUGUGGCCUCCCUCAAGCUGGCCUUCAGCCACUUUGGCUUCCGUAUCGUGGCCACCGCUGGUGGUUGGUUCGCCAACGAUGUCUUUUUCUACGGCAACAAGCUCUUCCAGAGUGAGUUCAUCAAGGUCAUCAGCCCGGCAUCCACCUCGAUCAUGCCCACCUGGCUCUGGAACUUGUGCAACGUCGGUGUGUCGCUGUGCGGUUACUACCUUGCUUCUUUCCUGAUCGACAACAAGCUUUACGGCCGCAAGUGGAUGCAGAUCGUCGGUUUCAUGAUGGACUUCAUCCUCUUCAUCAUCCCUGCAUUCCACUUCGCCUACUACAAAGAGCCCACGCACAUCAAGGCGUUCCAGGCCAUGUACUUCCUGAGCUCCUUCUUCAACCAGUUCGGUCCCAAUUCGGUCACCUUCCUUGUUGCUGCCGAGGUCUUCCCCACCCCCAUUCGUGCCACCGCCCACGGUCUGUCUGCCGCUGCCGGUAAGCUGGGUGCUUUGCUCGCCUCCGUCCUGUACAACUACAUCGACACUCAGACGAAAUUCUACGUCGUGCCCUGGUUCGGUCUGGGUGGUGUGAUUGUGACUUGGCUCUUCCUUCCCGACACCACUGGUCUCGAUCUCAAGGAGCAGGAACGUCGCUGGGAUUACAUCCGCUCCGGUCGCGAAAGCGAAUACCAUGGCCCCGCUGUGCACUCCAAGCACUUGUCCGUGUGGGAGCGCCUCCGCGGAAAGGGCAAGUACUACGACCCUGAACUUGACUACAAGCAAAAGGUUGAAGAAUACCGUGCCGAAUGGGAGGCUGCCAUGGCUCGCAAGGUUGCUGAGAACAACAAGGGAGAGGAGCUUGAGCUCGACACCGAUGAGUCUCUCUUGGAGGGCCAUGUCCACUCUUACUUCCACCGCACCAGCCCCAUGUUCCGUGGUAUGGACAAGGCCACCAAGGCGGAUAAUUUCGCUCUGCCUCCUGCAGCGCAAGGUGAUUCCACCGAAUCGCUCAACGAGAAGUCAGAACUCUAA
Aspergillus clavatus NRRL 1 is the source of this 1995-nucleotide messenger RNA. Its product is annotated as putative MFS phosphate transporter. The record is from RefSeq and is a predicted model, not a curated record. The transcript is spliced from 4 exons. Gene Ontology annotation, molecular function: transmembrane transporter activity. Bases 1 to 1995 code for a protein of 664 amino acids. Gene Ontology annotation, cellular component: membrane. Gene Ontology annotation, biological process: transmembrane transport. Lineage: Eukaryota; Fungi; Ascomycota; Eurotiomycetes; Eurotiales; Aspergillaceae.